AUGGCUUCGGUAUUUGCAAAGACGCUCCCGUCGUCACUCAGCGCCCGGACGCUAUUUGUCAAAUGCUCGCCUGCGCCAUCGAGCUUUACUGAGCGCCGGGCCGUUCUCAAGACCCUGGCCGCGGCUGGCACCGACACGAACAUUGAGGUCUUCAAGAGGCUCGAGGACAGCUCCUCGUUCAUUGCAGUCACGACCACGCCCGAGAGUGCCCGGUCACUCCUUAGCGAUUCACCCUACGAGCGCAUCGUCCACCUGCAGGAUGCGGCCAAGGCCUCGCUCUUCUCGACCGCUGCCUGGGGCGCUUCUUUCCGAACAACAAUCACGGACCCCGUCAAUGUUCAACCAGUAGAACAAUGGAGGCGCCGGGGAAGUAAGUCGACGGGGACGGGUGACACGACCGCCGAGAUCAGCAUGGGGCUCAUCAGCAAGACCUUUACAAUACAUGUGUUUCCGGCCAAUGCCUCGUUCAAUCACAAACGCGCCGUCGAGCUGAGCCCGCUCCACGGGCCAUGGCCGCGCAAUGAUGGCUACGACACGUUUGUGUCUUUGGCCUUGAAGAAAUCGAUCCCCGGCAGUCGCAUGUCGCCCGGUCUGCGCGACUGGCACACGGGCAGACAAUUAUCUCAAGAUCCUAUGGGGCAUGAGGAUGAGGGAGCAGAGAGCCUCCUUGGAAGCAAAUCGCGCCGAUCCUAUUUUAUUGAAAGGCGUAUACGGAAAGCCGAGAAUGAAAUACCCGACGUGAUGCGAAGUCUAGCCGCCGUCGCAAAAUCUUCAAAGACACCAUCAUCAUCAUCAAGUCAGGAAUCAAUAGCAGAACAGAAGGGCAAGCUGUCGCAUGAGCCUACGCUACCUAACAAGUCCAAUUGGAACGACGCACAAUCGGUAGCGGAUGACACCAACAAGAGGGAAAACAGUCAUAAGGACAUGAUCAAGGACAAGCCCAUUUCACCGUCUGAUUUCCACGACUUAUUUCACGGGUCUUGA
Molecule: messenger RNA, 984 nt
Organism: Pestalotiopsis fici W106-1
Lineage: Eukaryota; Fungi; Ascomycota; Sordariomycetes; Amphisphaeriales; Sporocadaceae
Exons: 2
Coding region: 1-984 (327 amino acids)
Source: RefSeq, a predicted model, not a curated record